Molecule: messenger RNA, 1359 nt
Organism: Zingiber officinale
Lineage: Eukaryota; Viridiplantae; Streptophyta; Magnoliopsida; Zingiberales; Zingiberaceae
Product: probable BOI-related E3 ubiquitin-protein ligase 3
Exons: 1
Coding region: 1055-1357 (100 amino acids)
Molecular function (GO): ubiquitin-protein transferase activity
Source: RefSeq, a predicted model, not a curated record
GGGGCCAUCGAGAUAACAAUUUCACCUUUUGCUGUCAAUUCAAAUGAAAUAGUUCUGCGGCGAACUAUAAUGAUAUUAAUAUUGGCCAUAUUGUACUUAGAACACUUUGGACUCAGAACAUAUGGGUCUCAAUCACCUCAGAGAAGUAUAUUGAUUAUAACCAAACAUAUGCAACAAGCGACAAGUUGACAAGCAGAAAUAUAUUGAUUUAUCUCUUUGAUAGAGAAGGCAUUCAGUCAAAAAAAGAGAUUUGGCAUACAAUUAAGCAAAAGAUGUCCUAAUUUAAAAUAAUAGAAUAUAUGUCUCUCUUUUCCUUUCUGAAUUUGCUCCCAAGUUUAAAAAACAUGAAAACUGAGGAAAAAUUGAUAUGAAGCGAACCAAGGAAAAUAGAAAUAUAGAUAUGUAGCCAUAAUAUUUUUCUUGCUAAUGGUGCUCAAACUUUGAAAUAAUGGUGAGUCUAACUAUUCGGUUUUAUCCUCGCCUGAGAUGAGAUCGGCCUCGCGGAAUUAACAGCGGCGCGGAAUCCGACGAAGAGAGGAGGAGAUUCUACGGAGGCUCCUACGACGGCGGCGGCGGCGCCGGUGCUGCAGAGCCACCCGGCGACGAAUCUGCAGCCGGUAUGCCUCGCACAGCUUCAGAGCUGCGUGCCUCCCCUCGUCUCUACCGGCAUUGGCCUCUCCGUUGAUGAGCAGCGCCGCCCACAGCAGAAUCAACAAUCGUUCGACACCUUCAUGUCCGGUGAUCUCGCUGUCUGUGUUACCCAGCAGAAGGACGAAAUCGAGCGCUUUCUUCACGGCCACGUAGUAUUCUUCACUCUUUAUCGAUCCGAUUGCUUCUGUUUUUCGAUUAAACCUGAAAAGAUUUGAUUUUUUUUCAGGGAGAGUACCUCCGGCGAACGUUGGAGGAGAGGAGGCGGAGGAGCAUCCGUUCUUUAUUAGUCGCCGCGAGGAAGACAGCGGCGCAGCGGCUACGUGAGAAGGAGGCGGACGUGGAGCGGGCGGCGAGUCGAGGCGCCGAGCUAGAGCACCGCCUCGCGCAUCUCCGGACCGAAUCGAUGGCGUGGCAAGCGAGGGCCAAGGCCGGCCAUGCCGAAGCAGCCUCCCUCCACGCCCAGCUCCAGCAGGCCUCCGCCGCAAUCCUCCCGCCGAAGAGCGCCGACUCGGCCGAGUCGGCGUUCGGCGAGAGCCAACUCGAGCCGGAGUGGGUGUGUCGCGCUUGCUGGGGCCGACCGGCGUCGGUCGUCAUCCUCCCCUGCCGUCACCUCUGCCUUUGCGACGUGUGCGACGGCGGCGCCGAGGAGGCGUGCCCUGUUUGCCGCUGCGUCAGAACCGGCGGCGUCCGUAUCCUCGACGCUUGAGA